AUGUCAUUAACACUAACCACCAGAGUAUUAAAGUGCAACUAUAAGAAUAUAGCUAAUUUAUGUCAAGUAUCUUAUACAAUGUCUACUCAAAAUAACUGGAAUCCUAACUUAACACCAGAACAAUUAUACGUUUUAAGGGAUAAGGGAACAGAAAGGCCAAACACAGGGAAAUAUCUGAAGAAUAAAGAUAUUGGAAUAUAUUACUGUGCAAACUGUCAUUCUCCAUUAUAUUCAAGUGAAACUAAAUUUGAAUCUGGAUGUGGAUGGCCGGCCUUCUAUGCAGAGAUUAAUCCUGAUGCUUUACAAUAUAAUAAAGAUGAAACUUUGGGUACAGUAAGGACUGAGAUAUGUUGUAAUAAUUGCGGUGGACAUUUAGGCCAUGUUUUUGAAGGUGAAGGUUGGAAAGCACAAUUAGGUCUUCCAAAGGAUGUAAGGCAUUGUGUUAACAGUCUUUCUUUAGAGUUCAAGAAAAGGGAUGAGUAA
Molecule: messenger RNA, 483 nt
Organism: Arxiozyma heterogenica
Lineage: Eukaryota; Fungi; Ascomycota; Saccharomycetes; Saccharomycetales; Saccharomycetaceae
Gene: MXR2
Product: peptide-methionine (R)-S-oxide reductase
Exons: 1
Coding region: 1-483 (160 amino acids)
Biological process (GO): protein repair; response to oxidative stress
Molecular function (GO): peptide-methionine (R)-S-oxide reductase activity
Source: RefSeq, a predicted model, not a curated record